GAAUGUGCAUCCAUCUUUACAGGAGUUUGCAUUAUUUUUGUGGGAGAAACACAGACACACGGAUUUCUCUUGGAUGAUGUCAUGAAGUGCACAGCAUCCACACGCACCGGAAGGCAGAGCUUCAAGAAUCGAGUCGUUUUAUUUCCGGAAUAAGGCCACCCAAGACUUUAAUCAAGCAAACAACUGCUUCAGGGACCUCAAGCAAUGAAGAAGAUGGUAAUCUUUCUCGCUGUCUUUUUUCCAGCAGUCCACUUCCAUUCCCUCUCAGACCUUCAGGACCAGUGCCCCAGCGCCCCCUGUGAACCUCCACUUGGUGAUCUAAUGGUGGGGCGCCAAGCGCAGCUAAAAGCUUCGUCUACUUGUGGUCUAAAAGGACCUGAGCAGUACUGCACCACUGGACACCUGCAGGAGGCCCGAAAUUGUUUUUUGUGUGAUUCUCAGCUGCCGUACAGUUACCAUAGCAACCGAAACAGUCACUGGAUUGAAAACAUAAUCAUGAGUUCAGAUCCUGAUAAAAACAUGUCAUGGUGGCAGUCGCAAAACGGUAAGUUUAGGGUUGUGGAGAAGGUUGGAUCUUGUGAAAGGAGCUCACCUAAACCUGUGUCUCCUGCAGGAGUUCAUCAGGUCAGCAUCCAGUUGGACCUCGAGACAGUAUUCCAGUUUAGCCACCUGGUCCUCACCUUUAAGAGUUUUCGACCUGCUGCCAUGGUAGUGGAACGAUCAAAAGACUUUGGGCAGACCUGGAAAAUUUUUCGAUUUUUUGCAGACGACUGUGCACUUCAUUUUCCUUCAGUUCUGAGAGGACCAGCAUCCAGCAUUGCUGAUAUUAUCUGUGACAGCAGAUUCUCUGGGCCAGAACCAUCUACUGGAGGAGAGGUGGUCCUUCAAGCUCUGGAUCCAAUGUUUGAAAUAGCAGAUCCUCAUGCUGCUAUAAUUCAGGAUCUGAUCUCCAUGACAAAUAUUCGCUUGAACUUCACUCGCCUUCUCACACUCAAGGACACACUGCCAGCUCGCAGACAAAGAAGUCCUGUGGAUAAUUAUUACUAUGCUCUUUUCAACAUGGUGAUCCGUGGAAGCUGCUUCUGCAAUGGGCACGCCACCCAGUGCAUGCCCAUUUAUAGAGAGCAGGGGAACGUUGUUACCCAGUCUGGUAAGGUUCAUGGGCGAUGUGUCUGUCACCACAACACGGCUGGGCAUAACUGUGAGAGGUGUCAGGAGUUUCAUCACGACACUCCCUGGAGUCCCGGAGGAGAAACCUCUGCUAGAGUUUGCAGGAAAUGUAAUUGUCAUGGUCACUCAGAGGCAUGUCACUUUGAUGCUGCUCGUUACCAGCUAACAGGCGGUGUGAGUGGUGGAGUGUGUGACAACUGUCAGCAUUACCGUACAGGGGCUCAAUGCGAGCGUUGCCAAACCUACAUGUAUCAGGAUCCAGAAAAGACAAUGGAUGACCCACGCAGCUGCAUACCUUGUGACUGUGACCCAGAUGGUUCCCAUGGUGGCGGUCUUUGUGAUGCUUUGACUGGCCAGUGUUUCUGCAAAGAAAAUGUGGAGGGUUGGCGCUGUGAUCGCUGUAAACAAGGCUUUUUCGGUCUGAGAAGAGAAAAUCCAUCUGGUUGUUAUGAGUGUCAUUGUCAUACCUUGGGGAGUGUGGCAUCCUGUGACCCAUUGACAGGAAACUGUAAAUGUGAUUCUUUGGCUUAUGGACCCCACUGUGAUCGAUGUGUGACUGGUUUUUGGGGUUUGGGAAACUCCACCAUCAGGUGUUCACCAUGUGACUGUGACAUUGGGGGGGCACACAACACCAGGUGUUCUUCUGAGAACGGGCAGUGUCACUGCUUACCCAACAUGAUUGGUCGGACUUGCUCAGAGCCUGCCCAUGGACACUUCCUGCCUCCACUAAAUUACUUUUUAUAUGAGGCUGAACUUGCUGCACCACUUCCAGAAAUUAGGUUAUCCCCUUCUAUGCCUACUUCCUCCUCUGUGCAGAGUCCAAAGGUUCUACCUCCAUGUGAGCAGUACUUCAAAGAGAGGGGCUUUGACUUCAGUUUUUCCAGCGGACAGAUAGUCUUGGUUCAGAGGGCUCAUCAACUUAGAAGCCCUCACAAGAGGCAGCUUCAGAACAUUAUCCCCCUGGUGCCAGGCUAUGCCUCUCAAAUCAUUCCAGGUCAGAAGUCAUCUGAUCAGAAAGUAAAGUCGACAGGCCUUGGAUUGGUCAGAGUGUUGGAGGGAACUGGGCUCACGUUCACUGUUGACAACCUCCCUUCAUCAAUGAAGUAUCAUCUGGUAAUCCACUAUGAGCAAGAGACUCUCUCUGACUGGUUGGCUACAAUCAGCAUCCGGAUGUUGUUACCAGGGGACAAAGGUUGCAGCAAAGAUUCAAUUGAAAGAAUGCUUUUGAAUCUCCCGGACACCUCUAGGGCAGGUAUUUUGGACUCUCCGGUGUGUCUGAAUGCUGGAGCUCUCUAUCUUGUAGAGGUCCUUUUCUACUCCCAGCCCACAACUGAAGGCUUGCACAUCCUGGUUGACUCUAUGGGCCUUAUUCCCAGUGUCGAGUCGAUCCAAGACUGCUCUCAGAAAACCCUCCAGCCUUUUCACUGCACUGGUCUGGCCAUAAGUCCUGAUUCCCAGGAGUCACUGCCUGAAGUCUGCGAGAGACUGAUAAAAAGUCUGUCGGCACGGAUCCAUUACGGAGCCACUGCAUGCGAGUGUAACCUGACUGGCUCUCUGGGUCCAGCCUGCAGUAAGUUAGGGGGGUUUUGUGAGUGUAAGCCCAAUGUGAUUGGCCGCUGCUGUGAUACCUGUGCACCUCUGACAUUUGGAUUUGGAUCUGAGGGCUGUGAACGUAAGGACACCAUGGACACAAAUCCCUCUUACACUGACAGAGGAACUUUACAUCCUCCUUUUUUUAUUUUAGGAUGUGAGUGUGACCCUCGUGGCUCAAGUUCAAAAUGGUGUGAUCAAGUCGAAGGUCAGUGCAUGUGUUACUCUGGAGUGGUAGGCCGGCGCUGUGAUCAUUGCAAAGCAGGAUUCUGGGGAUUUCCAUACUGUCGGCCAUGUGAGUGUGGCGGGCGUUCUGAGACAUGCCAUGGAGAAACUGGAGCAUGUGUGAACUGCAGGGAACACACCACAGGAGGACACUGUGACAGGUGUGCGGAGGGUUACUACGGUAACCCCAUCUCUAGACAACCCUGUCAGCCCUGUUUGUGUCCAGGAACAUUGAGAAGUGGACAUUUCUUUGCCACUUCCUGUCAGCAAGAUUCACAAUCCCUUGGUGUGAGCUGUGACUGUUUGGUGGGGCAUACAGGUUCACGGUGUGAAAUAUGCCUCCCUGGUUUCUUUGGUGACCUGACUGCACCAGGCUUUUCCCACUGCAGACCAUGUCUCUGCAACAGCAACACCAGCCCAGAUGACCUUUACCCCUGUGACCGUAAAACUGGAGAAUGUCUGCACUGCCUUCAUAACACAAGCGGUCCCCAAUGUCAAGCAUGCAAACCUGGUUAUUAUGGCAAUGCCUUAACACAAGACUGUAAAGAGUGCUCCUGUUACCGCAAGGGAACCGUGGUGAGUCAGUGUCCUGCGCAUGGUCCCUGUUUCUGCAAUCCUAGGACAGGACAGUGUCCUUGCAGGAGGGGGACAGAAGGAGAUCUGUGUGACCGGUGUGAGGAUGGAUACUGGGACCUGGAUGGGUGGGGUGGGUGUCAACCCUGUAGCUGUCACCCUGAGCACUCUAUGUCAAACAAAUGUGACAAGGUGACUGGACAGUGUCAUUGUCAUCCAGAAUUUGGAGGACAACAGUGUAACAUGUGUGGAGAGAAUUAUUUUGGGAGUCCAGAGCUGCAAUGUUUCCCUUGUGACUGUCACCUGGAGGGAACAGAGCGGCCAUCAUGUGAUCCUGAAACUGGCGAGUGUAUUUGUGGGUCGGGCAUAUCUGGAAUCCUUUGUGAUGAGUGCUCCCCUGGGUAUGAUGCCACAUUUCCAGCCUGCAAGAUCUGCCACUCAUGUGCCUCCUUGUGGGCAGAAGAGAUCACUGAUGUUCAGAAAGCUGCUCGGAGGAUGAAGACCUUUAUCCCUCAGCCUAACGGCACCUUGCAGCAAACAAUCAGCAGCCAACAACAGCGCAUACUAGACGGAUACUUUACAGUGGGUAGCCUGGUAAAAAUCAUGCUGAUGUUCCUCCCUAGGCUGCAAAAGCUGGAUAAACUAUGUGUACAGAUAAGGAUGCUGAAGGACUCCAUUGACACAAACACUAUUCUGAUUGACCCAUCUGCUCUGCUGUUUAUCGAGAUCCACGGCACAAAGCAGCAGUCUAAGAAUCUGUUGAACAACCUAAAAGAUAAUCUCAUCAAAGGCAAAGAUGAAGAGAGAGAUGUCAAGAAAGAGCUGCUCCUGCAAAUCCUGAAGCAUCAUAAGUCCUUUAUGCUAAAUGAGGAGGGGCUGAGAAACUUCAGCACAACUCUGGAGAACUCCAUGGAUACAAGGCAUGAGGUUUUACGCAAACUGAGUAGGUGCAGCCGGAUUGGAGCCCUGGCAAAGUUGGAGCAGAAGGUCAAGGACCUUAGUGUGGUCACCUUCAAUCAUAAGGCUUCCAAAAGACCAUGUCUGAAAAACUGCUCUGUAGAUGGUGCUGCUCCAUGUGUCCUUCUUCUGGGAGGUCCAGACUGUGAUGGAGGAGUUUCUAUCAGUCAUAUUGCUUUAAGUACUUUGGAGAAAGCAAAGGACCAGCUCAUUGGAUUUCAAGCCAAACUGCAAAGGGCAGAGAAAAAGAUCUACAAUGCUCUAAAACUGGCUCAAACAAUCAAAGACCAUGCAAAAACCCUGCAGACUCAACUCAUCAGCAAUGCUGUAACACUGCAAAGAAAGAAGACUCACACCAGGGAUCUCUUUCAGCGAGCCAAGCUCUUGAUUACAGACAACACUGUUUCUCCAGAUGACAUCAAAGAAAUGGCGACAGAUGUCUUGAGCAUCCAUCUUUCCCUGUCACCUGAUGAGAUCUGGUCAGUGAUUAACGUCAGCAAUAAUCUGACAAGCAAGUCUGGCAAAGUUCAGUACAACUUGACUGACCUGAAAAAUCAAGCUGCAGUUGGACAAGGGCUGCUACAUAAAGUGCAAUACAGCAGGCAGCAGACUGCGGGCAUGGACAUUAAAAACAUCAACAUAGAUAUUUUCAAGGUGCACAGAAGCAAUUCCAGGACCAGUGAAAACCUGACCAAAGCCACUGGAGACCAAAACAACGCCGACAGCCAUAUGAAGGAUGUUGAAAGCAAACUGGACAGCAUUAAGUCAAAACUGGAGAAGGCACCUGAUCUGUCUACUGAAAUAAAAAAUGUGAAGGACAAAACUGAGCAGACCAACUUUUUAGUCACAGAGGCAACAGAUGCUGCAGAAGAUGGAUUUAAUGAUAUUGUUGAUGCACAGGGGACAUUUCGUCUUGUGAUGAAGCUCUUUUGGGCUUUCAAAAAAGAGACCUCAGCUCUGAAAUUAGCUGCAAACACUCCACAUCAACUGACUAAAAUUGCAAAAGGAGCAAAGGACUUUGAGAAAGAAGUUGAGGACAAGUUCAAACAGACGCAAGAUGUGGAGCAGAGAAUCAAGUGGCUGCUGAACAGGAAGAAACAGAAAGAACUUCAACUGUUCCAGUUGUUGAAGAUAGUAUAUUCUCUUCGACAAGACAUUUUGUCGCGGGUGGUUUCCUACAGCACCUGCUCGUCAUAAGCUACAGGGCCAGGCUGGAGUUCUGAGACCUUACAAUUCUAGUACAGCAUGUAUAGUACUAGCUAAUAUACGUAUUACUAUAAAAUAUUGUUAACUUUUAAAUGUGAGAUCAGCUGUCUAGAAAAAUAAACUUUCAUAUUUUCCAGGCUUUCGAAUUAAGUGUUCUUUUACAGCUCAAUUAGCCUAGUGGUGAACACAUCUAACUUUCAUGCCAUGAACAUGGGUUCAACUCCGGUUAACAAGUUAAAAGCGUUACUAUGGUGUAUUUUUGAACUUAAUGACACAAUUACCAAUCUAUUUAUAUAAACGUGUCAGAUGUUUAUGCAGCUCUAUUGGACUAGUAGUGAACACAUCUCUUUCAUGUCAGAAACGGGUUCAUCUUCAGUUCAAAACUAGAAAAGUCGCAUUACCUGCGAUAAUUCUAUGUGAAUGCUUUUUUCUUAAUGCAGUUGCUAUAAAUUGCAUAUAUUUGCAUAACUCAUAUAAAGUGCAUAAAGUACUAAAAUUGCAUUAAUUUGCAUAAAUUGCUAACAUUUGCAUUAGUUGCCUAAAACCCAUAAAAAGUAUGAAAACAAAAAAAUUAUGCAUCAAUGUCCUGAACGUUCUGAACAGUUUGAUACCAAUAUUGCCCAACUGUAAACACUGCACAAAGUUUUUAAAGGAUUUGAAUAAUGUUCACAAUAUGUCAAUGAGGCAAGUACAUUUGCAUAAAUUGUGUAAAAUACAAAAAAAUGUAAAAUGAUAUUAAGUUUCAAAAGAGCACACAUAUAAACUUGUUUUACACAUCAAACAUCAACAAUAGUCAAAGAAAAACCAAAGCCGGAGAGAUAGUUGUAUCAUGCAUUUAAUAGACUCUUUUCGAGUGUUUCAAUUAGCAAAAAUCAGAUAUAAACACAAAUAAA
Molecule: messenger RNA, 6614 nt
Organism: Oryzias melastigma (Indian medaka)
Lineage: Eukaryota; Metazoa; Chordata; Actinopteri; Beloniformes; Adrianichthyidae
Gene: lamb4
Product: laminin, beta 4
Exons: 33
Coding region: 205-5712 (1835 amino acids)
Biological process (GO): cell migration; substrate adhesion-dependent cell spreading; basement membrane assembly
Cellular component (GO): laminin trimer
Source: RefSeq, a predicted model, not a curated record